Cynara cardunculus var. scolymus (artichoke) is the source of this 633-nucleotide messenger RNA. RefSeq names its product cold-regulated 413 plasma membrane protein 2-like. Gene Ontology annotation, cellular component: membrane. The transcript has 4 exons. The record is from RefSeq and is a predicted model, not a curated record. The coding region runs from base 3 to 626 and encodes 207 amino acids. NCBI's taxonomy places the organism in Eukaryota, Viridiplantae, Streptophyta, Magnoliopsida, Asterales, Asteraceae.
AAAUGGUGAGGAGCGACUUUUGGACGUUGAAGACGGAGGAGGUGACGGCGGAAUUAAUCAAUGCCGAUAUCAGUGAGUUGAAACUGGCGGUUGAGAGGCUGUUUGAUCAUGUCACUAAGAUCGGUGGCCUAGGGUUUGGUACUUCAUUUCUCGCUUGGGUUGCAUCCUUCGCUGCUAUUUAUCUGUUGAUAUUGGACAGAACAAACUGGAGAUCAAACAUUCUGACCACACUUUUAGUACCUUAUGUAUUCUUUAGUCUUCCUUCAUCCAUAUUCUAUUUCUUAAGGGGACAAUUUGGGAUGUGGGUCGCGGUCAUUACGGUGGUACUAAGGCUCUUUCUCCCACGGCAUUUCCCAGCAUUAAUUGGUGCAGAUUGGCUCGAGAUGCCUGGAUCGAUGGUUCUUCUUAUGGUAGUUGCUCCAAACUUAUUUGCUCAUACAUUCAGGAAUAGCUGGGUUGGUCUUGCGAUAUGUCUUUUAAUAGGUUGUUACCUACUUCAAGAGCACAUUCGGGCAUCGGGUGGUUUCAGGAAUUCUUUCGUUCAAAGCCAUGGUAUAUCUAACACCAUCGGUAUUCUCUUGUUGCUGGUCUACCCGAUGUGGACUCUCAUCGUUCGCUUUGUUUAAAUCCUGC